GCCAUUUUUUGGCGCAGGCGCUUCCCUCGGACCCUCCGCCCGCCUCCGCUCGUGCCCCGAGAGAUCCACCGACGUGCUGCGUCAACCCGCGGCCCACCUCCGGGGCCGCCGCCCGCCGCCCGCCCGAGGCCACGAAUGGCGCGCGGCCGCCGCUCCGCCACGGCGGCCCUGCUCGGCGCCGCGGCGCUGUGGGCAGGCCGGGCGUUCGUGCUCGCCCCCGGCGGCCCCGGGCACCCCGCCGCGGCUGCCGCGCGCCUCGUGGCACGCCGCUCGGGAGCGCCGGUUGACGGCGGAAACCUCGGCGGCGACUUCUGGGCACACCCGUGGGCGGAGGCGCUCGGGAAGAGCCCCAAGGGCGAUGACAUCGUUUUCGACGACGUGGUGGAGCAUUUCAACAGGCUCCGCGAGGAGGACGGCUUGGAUCCCCUGAUGGAGGGCAGCUCCCCGUUGGUCAUUCUGGAGGGCAUCGUGACAAACUCGGAACAGUCCGGCCAGAAGGGGCUAAACAAGGCCGAGAGGAUAGCGGACGGCAUCCAGGCGAGCUCCUUCCUCCUCAGCGAGCUCACCGAGUGAACCUCAUUGAGCCCAGGCGGCCGGUGGCGCCACCGCUAGAUGUCAUGCGGGCUGAGCGGGCCUGUGUCCCCAGACCUCCGACGUCGCACGCUGGAGGCAUCGGCCAGUUCUUGGCGGCGCCCGCGGACUGGCGGGCCGGUUUUUGGCUCUUCGAGAGGGCGGUACAGGCGCCGUGUCUGCGUGCUGGCGCCCGUGGGGCCUCGUCCCCGGGCCGCUUCCACGGCACGGGCGCGCUGCCAAGCGGGUCCUGUCCCACCCCGAGGCGCGCACGGGGGGGGGGGCGCGAGGGCGGCGGGCGCCUGAGAGCGCGGGGAGGGGCUGCUCGGAAGGCGGUGGCCUCUCAAGAGCCGUGCCGGCUGCCACGUGGCCUCCUCGGAGGCCUCCAGGCCCUUGUCGGAAGGCCCCAUGCCUUCCAAGCGGCCCCAUAUGCCAUAUGCCUUCUUUGACGAACGCCGCGCCGCCAACCUUCCCUGGGGACCGCGCCUUCAUCCCGAGUCCUCUUGGUGGUCCCUGGGCCCAGCAGGAGCUCCCAGGUGCAGAACGCUGCCAGAUCCGUCCGUCAAGAUUCGCUCACGACGCGAGGGAUCCUCGGCCAAGGGAGGGCGCGACGGGUGUGCAGUCCAUCUCUCUUUUGUUUUUUUUCUCUCUCUUUCUCUCUCUCUCUCUUUCUCUCUCUCUCUCUCUCUCUCUCCCUCUCUCUGAAAGGGCGAUCCGCGCGGGCUCGUUCGAGUUGUCGAGUCGGCCGCGUGAGUGACGCUUGCGCCCUCGUAGUUUCAAUAACGUGGCCCGCAGAGAUCAGCAUCAUCAUCCGC
Messenger RNA from Prorocentrum cordatum, 1385 nucleotides. NCBI's taxonomy places the organism in Eukaryota, Dinophyceae, Prorocentrales, Prorocentraceae. The record is from the annotation of a GenBank genome assembly.